AUGUUUAAGUGGGGGAGAUCGAAGAAGUCGAGCUCGUACGAGCCGAAGACGCCCAAGAUAGCGAGCAUCGCGCUCCCAGAUGAGAAAUACUCCCCGAUACCCCACUAUUCAGUCUAUUCGGAGAAGCCACGUCGAACCAGUUCAGCGAUGCAGCAUUAUGUCGUAGAUUCGCGUACGACGACGCCGAGAUACGAAUCGUCCUGGUACCAGCCGACUCACGAAGCGACAUACGAGACAUCGAGGAGAUCGCGCACGCGCACGGUGUCGACACCUGCGCGCCAUGUUGAAGCCCCCAGACCCAUUCGGCCGCACCCCUCCCAAGGCCCUUUUAUUCCAUUUAUGGGAGGGGCUUCCGAUAGGAUAAGAAUCGAUUCUUCCCAAGCGCUUGCACCGGUUGGAGUUCCUUCAGCCCAAUUCUUGGAAGAGCAGAUCCGACGUGAGCGCCCGGAGUCAAUGAAGCCACACAAGGCGCCGCCUGCCAAACUGCCGCUCCAGGAGGAUGAUGUUGAAUCUGAUGGGACCGCUGAUAUCGAUUUGUCAGAGUACAUCCCCCUUGAACAUUUGAACAAGAACCUGCCGCCGGGUGUCACAGCUGUUCUCUCGAAGGCGUGGUUGGACGAGCAGGCGGAGUUGAAGCGGAGGCAGAGCGCACCACCGAUCAAGAAAAGCUCCUCCAAGGCUUCGGGGAAGAGUGAUGAUGCCAGGUCAUGGAAGGCGGUUCCCGUAGUGGAUGACAACGUCGACCCGUCAAUUAAACCCAACAAGAUGCCUCUGAAGUCUGCUCUCAAGAAAACAUCAUCGAUCAAUCCCCCGGCUCCCAAGUCGAUCCUGAAGACCCGCGAUUACGACUCGAGGGCAUGCCAGUCGGAUAGCGAGUUCCAUAAGCCCAAAAUUUCGAACAAUUGGGCAAAGCCUCUCAAGUCGUUCAAGGUGCCAUCAAAAGCAUAUCUCGAGGAGCAGCAGGAGAAGGUAGAAGAGCAGAAGCGGAACCGGUCUUCGCGAAACUCGUACACGCCGGCUAGACCGACUGUACAUGAGAUUCCUCCUACGAUCUUCCAGCACACCAACUCUGGCUCGACGUCUUCGCCAACUGAUAGCUCCCAAGGGCACGACUACCACCGAUCUCGUCGAUACAGCCAGACUGAGAGACCUGUUCCUUCGAAUUAUAUGCCGGCCUUCAUUAAGGAUGUUAAAAACCCGCCACCGUCGAUCGCCAACUAUCAGACCGACCCCUGCUGGGCGCUAAGGGACUGGGAAGAUCGCAAGCGUCAACCAGAUCCUAAAGUCAUCUUCGAUCUAAGAUUCGACCCACGACACGAGAAGUUCCCUGUGAGGCUAAGGGAGGGCAACAAGGGGUACGCUCCGCGCAUCACCCAAGAUGUCCUGGAUAUGUUCGUUAUACCUGGCGGGCUCAUGAGCUCGAUGGUCCUUCUCCAUAGGGACCUCCCUUGGCCCAUCUACGUCCAGAAGAGCGGAAACCUCAACCUCACUGUCAAGGACGUCUUGAGUGCCAUUCACGACCAGCUCAGCCAGCCACUGACGCGUGAAGAGCAGGCUCAAGUAGGGAGGGAUCGCAUCUACCGAUGCUCGGACUACUUCAGGCGGCGGUGCCAAAAGUCCCCGGUCAUGACGCACCUUCUGGAGCGGGCUGGGAUUGCGCGUGUCGAUCUCUUGAGGAGCAACACCAUGUUCAGGGGACUGGUCCGCCACUCGCACUACCCACUUAACCAAUUCGAAUUGGUCACUGAGCCUGUUCCUCCGGAGCGCUCAUGA
Messenger RNA from Cyclocybe aegerita, 1773 nucleotides. NCBI's taxonomy places the organism in Eukaryota, Fungi, Basidiomycota, Agaricomycetes, Agaricales, Hemipholiotaceae. The record is from the annotation of a GenBank genome assembly.